Molecule: messenger RNA, 1062 nt
Organism: Microtus oregoni (creeping vole)
Lineage: Eukaryota; Metazoa; Chordata; Mammalia; Rodentia; Cricetidae
Product: zinc finger protein 239-like
Exons: 4
Biological process (GO): regulation of transcription by RNA polymerase II; translation
Cellular component (GO): ribosome
Molecular function (GO): DNA-binding transcription factor activity, RNA polymerase II-specific; RNA polymerase II cis-regulatory region sequence-specific DNA binding; structural constituent of ribosome
Source: RefSeq, a predicted model, not a curated record
AUGUCUGAAGCAAGUGUCUUCGAUGCCUAUGUGCUCCCCAAACUCUAUGUCAAGCUGCAUUAUUGUGUGAGCUGUGCUAUUCAUAGCAAGGUAGUCAGGAAUCGAUCCCGGGAAGCUCGGAAGGACCGAACACCUUUGAUGUUGGAUACUUUUGGGAAGACCUUAACACCAAAGAGCAUUGUAAAUGUUCUAGAAGACAUGCAAGGAAUGAAAGAAAUCAAACUGGAGAAAAGUUUUCAGUAUAUUCUCACUGUGAGCCAUCUUCAAAAGAUUAAAAGAAUAUAUACUAGAGAGACACCCUAUGAAUAUAAUCAGAGUGGUAAAGACAUUACUCAAUGUACUGUUUUUCAAACACAUAAAAGAAUACAAACUGGAGAAAAACCAUAUGAAUAUAAUCAGUGUGGUAAGGCCUUUGCACGUCAUAUUCAUCUUCAAUUGCGUAGAAGAACACGUACUGGAGAGAAAACAUUUGAAUGUAAUCGGUGUGGUAAGGCCUUUUCACACUACAGUAAUCUUCAAAGCCAUAAAAGAACACAUACUGGAGAGAAACGCUAUGAAUGUAACCAGUGUGGUAAGGCCUUUGCACAACACAGUCACCUUCAAAGCCAUAAAAGAACACAUACUGGAGAGAAACCCUAUGAAUGUAAUCAGUGUGGUAAGGCCUUUGCAUGGCACAGUGAUCUUCAAAGACAUAAAAGAACACAUACUGGAGAGAAACCUUAUGAUUGUAAUCAGUGUGGUAAGGCCUUUACACGACAUAAUCAUCUUCAAAUGCAUAAAAGAACACAUACUGGAGAGAAACCCUAUGAUUGUGAUCAGUGUGGUAAGGCCUUUGCAUGUCUCAGUCAUCUUCAAAGGCAUAAAAGAACACAUACUGGAGAGAAACCCUAUGAAUGUAAUCAGUGUGGUAAGGCCUUUGCACAACACAGUAAUCUUCAAGUGCAUAAAAGAACACAUACUGGAGAGAAACCCUAUGAUUGUAAUCAGUGUGGUAAGGCCUUUUCUCAAAACAGUGUUCUUCAAACACAUAAAAGAACACAUACUGGAGAGAAACCCUAUGAA